UUCACAUUACAUUUACGCACAACAGCGGAUCUCCCAGGAAGGACAAAUUAACUGGACACGGUGGAUGGAGACAUAUUUGUGAUAUAAAAACCAGCCCGGAUUUAUCUGUUCACUUAUUGGGGAAAACUAUGAGUCUUUUAAACGAGGGAUAUUAUUUUUUUACUUUUGGGUGCAUCUAAACCGGCCAUUCAUUAAUUUAUAAAGGAGCUGCACGCACCCUUCUGGUUUUAUAUAAACCCGCCCUCUCCCCGGCUUUUUCUCUGAGUCCCGAGGUGAGGAUGGAUACCCGGCUAUCUUUCUGCAGGUACCCGCUGCUGGUGCUGCUCUGUGCGGUCUGUGCACUGUCGGGGACCCGGAGCCCCGUGGCUGCUGCGGGGAGGAGCUGCGCCGACACCCGGCAGGUGUACGCAGAGAAGGGGUACAGCACUGGCACCGCUCCGCUGACUCAAAUCUCCGGUGAGCACCUGCGGCUCUGUCCUCAGGACUACACCUGCUGCUCCAGUCAGAUGGAGGAGACGCUGGCCCUCCAGAGCGAGAGAGACUUCCUCAAAGCCGUCGAGGAGAACAGCCAGUUCCUUUUGACUACCUUCACGCAGAGACACCGCAGGUUUGAUGAGUUCUUCAGAGAGCUUAUAGACUUGUCAGAGAAGUCUAUGAACCAGAUGUUUACCAAGACCUACGGCCGUCUCUUCACCCAGAAUGCACACGUCUUCCAGGAGCUGUUUGUGGAGCUGCGCAGAUAUUAUUCUGGGGGCAGUGUCAGUCUGUCAGAGGUUCUCUCAGACUUCUGGUCCAGACUGGUGGAGCGAGUCUUCUCUCUGGUUAACCCCCAGUAUCAGUUUAGUGAGGACUACCUGGAGUGUGUCAGCAAACACGCCGAACAACUGCAGCCCUUUGGGGAAGUGCCCCGCAGACUGCGUGUACAAGUGUCAAGGGCUUUCAUUGCAGCCAGAGCUCUAUCUCAGGGCUUGGCUACUGGUCGGGAUAUUGUCAACAAAGCAACAAAGUUGACUGCUGAUUCAGAGUGUGUGCGUGGCCUGAUGCGUCAGUGGUACUGCCCACUGUGUCGAGGCGUGCCCUCCCUGCGGCCCUGCCACUCCCUGUGCCUUAACGUGAUGAAAGGCUGCUUAGCCAAUCAGGGCGACCUGGACACAGAAUGGAACAAUUUCAUUGAUGCUCUGUACCAGGUUUCAGAGAAGUUGGAGGGGCCGUUCAACAUGGAGCUUGCAGCCGACUCCAUCUCUGUGAAAGUGUCAGAGGCCAUCAUGCACAUGCAGGAAAACAGCGUCAGCAUCUCCACUAAGGUGUUCCAGGGUUGUGGAAGCCCCAGGCCAGCACCAGGACGGUCCAAACGUUCACCCAAAGAGUCAGGGGGCAACAGGAGGCCUUUCCGCACCUACAGCCCUGAGGAGAAACCCACCACUGCUGCAGGCACCAACCUGGACCGACUGGUUACCGAGCUAAAGGAGCGACUGCGGCCCAUGCGAGGCUUCUGGGUGUCCCUCCCACACACCAUCUGCAACGAUGAGAAGAUGGCCUCCGACGUCACUAAUGAGGACCGAUGCUGGAACGGGCAGACCCGUGGGAGGUACCUCCCGGAUGUUAUGGGCGACGGGCUGGUCAGCCAGAUCAACAACCCCGAGGUAGAUGUCGACAUUUCCAGGCCAGAUGUGAGGACCAGACAGCUGAUCAUGGAGCUGAGGGUGGUGACCAACAAACUGAGACACGCUCAGAGUGGACAGGACAUGGACUUCAUGGACAGUGAGGAGGGCAGUGGCUCAGGAGGUGGAGAUCAGGGUGAAAGGUACAAUGAUGAUUGGCCCGGCUAUGGGCCUUAUUCCCCGCCCAACAACAAACCCCCUCGCAACCCCGCUUCCGACCCUGCAAAGCCGCCUCGAGUCCGAGAAAGAAACGGGUCCAAGUGGAACAGAAACAACGGUCAGGGACGGGACAGAUCUGCAACCAGCCAGCUCUCUUUCUCCCUGUUUCCUUUGUUGUCAUUGCCUUUCAUAGUCACUGUUGCCCCCAUGUGGAGAUAGCUGGUUAUUACAGCCUGGAGGUGGAUGAGGUUCUCUGAGUCUCAAGCACAUUAUAAAGAGAAAUAAAAAGUCAUUCCAUUUGGUUACACCAACAGACAAAAGACAAAACCAGGCCAAAUUAGCAAUAAUUAAAAAUCAGUUUACAGCACAAAAUAAAAAGGCUAACGUGAAUAUUUUUCCUACUGCCCAAGCCACAAAAGAGGUAUUACCAGGCUACAAUAAUACUUGAUACCGCCAAUUUUUCAGUGGCAUUUGUUUGACCUAUUGGAGUAUUGAUGCUGAAUGGUGUGCAGUGCUGGGGCAUCGUCUUUGGGGGUGAAGGAGAAACAAAAAGUACAACAGCAAAUGAAUUGGCAGAAUGUUUGGCUGAUGAAGCUCAUGGUCUUUGGUCUGGUGCUCUGUGAGAUGGAGGUUAUUUGUGCCGGAUAACAACCGUUUAGUUUCAGUGAGCAGCUGAUUUGAUCCGAGUGAGUUUGUUUGCUGCCAUUCUCGUGAAAUUAAGUUAAUUAAUUUAACUGAUCUUGAUUUCAGUCGGGUGGAGUUUCAUUUUUCAUCUUGUGGAAGUGAUCAGAUUUAAUUUACUCGCUUAAUUAAACCUUCGUAUUUUUGCUUGGAGAUUAAAAAACGUAAUUAGUGUGAUUCUUGAAACCAAACGAGGGGCUUUUUUUGAAUGUACCUACAUUGCUGUUACUUGUGUAGACAAGGGGUUAAUUAAUGUAAUAUAUUGAUUGUUUUUUAUUUAUUUGUAAAAUAAUACUUAAUUGUUCUUAUUUUUAAGGCAAGUGUUCAGUUAUUUUAUGUUUUAAAAUAACUAUUUGUCUUUAACUUUCUCUGGUUAAAAAAAAAGGAAACAUCAAGCUGUGUUUAUUUAUACUUUUUGUAAACCAAUCAUUUAAAAAUAUUGUUAUUGAACCAAUCACAACAAAACUCUUAAUUAUUGGACAAUAUUGGGGCAAAAUACUUGUGUUUUCAGUCUUAACCAGAGAUAGUUAGAGAGCAGUCUGUGUGAAUGUGUGUUUGUAUGAUGGUUUUAAAUUGUUUGUCGUAUGUUUUGGUUUCAAGGUUCUGAUGUCAUGUUCAGAAGAUGUUGGGAUGUUUUUUAAUUCGGGGCUUUUGUACUUAUUUUUCCUAAAAGCAACAAAAGAUGAUGAAAACAGCGAGAGAGCUCAUGAAUCAAAAUUGGAUUGAAUGUUGACGAAAGACAAAUUUUGUCAAGAACUGAGAGACGAUGGCUCUUAAUUUUCAUACUGGAUGUGUUUUGAUGAAGAUAAAAUCACAGAAUAUUCAAGAAGGAAAAAACAAAACUUGUGAUGAGUGGUCAUCCGUAGACGGAGAGGAGAGUGAACUAAAAUAAUUCGUUCUAUCAUUUUGGGAAAUGUGCUUAUUUGCCAGUCAUGUCUGUACAGUAAAACUGUAGCCAGCAAACGGUUAGCUUAGCAUAAAGACUGGAAACGGGGAAACAGCUAGCCUGUUUCUUUCUUUUUGCUUACCAGCACCAAGAUCACAAAUUAACACUGUGUCACGUUUGUAUAAUCUUUAAAAUAAAAGUGUAAAAAGGGUUAUGGGACUAUUUCUUGGCUGAGAGCAGUUGCCAAGUAGCCAGCCGAUACUCCAGGAAGUUACUGGUCUUAGUUAAGAAAUAGUCAUGCUAUGUAAAAUGGACAAUUUACUUUUUGUAAAUAAUAUUUUGCUCAAAUUAAACCAGAUAAGUGUUAAUUCCUAAACUUUAGAGGUGCUUCGUUACCUUUAAACCGAGCUAAACAAGCUGUCUCCCCCUUUUUACAGUUUUUAAGCUAAGCUAAGCUAACCAGCUGCUAGCUCCAGCUCCAACUCUUGGCAAGAAAGUAAGUGGGUGUAUUUAAGUUAAAGAUGAUAAAAGUCAAUUGAUAGGAUCUCAAAAAAAGACAGCAGAGAUGUGGAUGGAGAAUAUAAAAAGAAUGUAUAGAUGCUGCGAAAUGGACACUUUUCUGUUGAAUGAGGAAUUGUGAAAUUCACUUGGUUGUAACAUAAGCACACUUCUAGUCAAACGGGCUAUUGCACCUGUACAAACAAAAGCAAGAGAAGAGUUUCAUUCUUGAAUUUUGUGAAAAACAUUUGCUUCUUACUUUCAAUCACUAGCAAUCUAAUUGAGUUUUUCAGUUAAAUGGAACGAAACCCUUCAAUGUAAGUAGGGACCUUAUACAAGACUUCACCACAAACACAGUAUUAUGUUGCACAACUACAAGUGAAACACAGUAUUUCAAAAGCAACAGUAUUGUAAUCAUAUGUGCUUUUGACGGCAGUCAGAUUAGCUGCCAAUGCUUCCAUUGAAUUUCAGGUAAAUUGGUAAAUUGUUCUUUAGCACAACCUCUCAUCCAUCCCCACAACUCGCAGUCCUUUAUGGUGAAAGUACAGCACAACUUUUUUCAUGUUGUAACAGUUUUUUGGUAUCAAACGAGUGAU
Molecule: messenger RNA, 4481 nt
Organism: Anarrhichthys ocellatus (wolf-eel)
Lineage: Eukaryota; Metazoa; Chordata; Actinopteri; Perciformes; Anarhichadidae
Gene: gpc2
Product: glypican 2
Exons: 11
Coding region: 279-2039 (586 amino acids)
Biological process (GO): regulation of signal transduction; regulation of protein localization to membrane; smoothened signaling pathway
Cellular component (GO): synapse; extracellular region; cell surface
Source: RefSeq, a predicted model, not a curated record